UGUGUUUGUUUAUAUGCUUGUAUAAAUGUGUGUUUAUAUAAUUAAGUGUGUGAUAUUGAUCUUAGUUGAAUUAUGCUGGCAGGGCCACUAAUAGAACAUAAUGAUUGGCGUCACCCGGUAUGUGGGGGAUCGUUAUCUUUGUAUAUACGUGGUGAUUGCUACGUUAUUCAUGGGUGUUUUGUUGACCACAGGAACAUGUGACCCGAAUGUAUAAAGGGGGAGCCAUGGACAAGGGAGACCCUCAGAGAAAAUUUGGAAGGACCUCGAAGCAGAAUCGGAGGCCAAAUGUGCAAAAUGUCUGUCUCAUCUCUGGUGUUGGCCUUUGCUCUGCUCUCCGUGACCACGGAGCUGGGCGAAGGAGCUGGCACCCAGGAGGAUAGAACCAUGUGUGUGGGGAUGAGCGGGAUCCCAGGGACCCCAGGGCAACAUGGGGCCCCUGGGAGGGAUGGCAGGGACGGGAGAGACGGUGUGAUGGGAGCACCCGGAGCUAAGGGAGAUCGCGGCACUUCAGGAGACAAAGGCAUGAAUGGGGAGCCAGGUCUCCCGGGAAAGCUGGGCCCUAUUGGCCAGUCAGGGCCCAUGGGGCCUCCAGGAUUUACAGGUGAGAAGGGCGAACGAGGCGGCAAAAGCGAGAUUGGCGUGGGGCCCAGGUCAGCCUUCUCGGCAAAGAUGGCGCUUUCCAUACCGGCAACUGGGGUCCCCAUAAAAUUUGACGUCAUCAUCACCAAUCCACAGGGGCACUACAACCCCAUCACAGGGAAGUUUACUUGCGCAUCCCCUGGUGCCUACUACUUCACCUUGUUUAUGCACUCAAGUGCUAGUGGCCAUCUCGUGGUUAUGAUAAUGAAAAAUGGGCAAUUGAUAUCCAAUGUAUGUGCCCGCCCAGACGAGGAAAUUAGCGGUAGCGUCGUGCUGAGCCUCGAGACGGGAGAUCAGGUAUGGCUCGAGAUGAAAGCUCCGUACAUCAAUUUGUUCAAUGACGCGAACAGGGACGCGCUGUUCAGCGGCUUUCUCCUGUUCCCCAACUGAAUUGACUGCCAUUGUCAAAGAAGACAGAGUGAACACGUGCACACACUCAUAAACAUAUUCACGUGUGCAUGAACGCAUACAAGACAAAGAAUAGGCGCCCCCUAUUGUCUUUAACAUACUUAAGUUGAAAAUGAUGUUGGGGUUCAGAAAAUAUGUGGACAUGUUCCUGGGGAUCAGAUAUUAGAUUAUCAAAGUGCUAGAAGUUUAUUUUUUUAUUAAAGAGUGGUGUCUGAUCUUGGGACAGCAACCUGCAACUACCACCCAUAACUUACUGUGCUGAAUGGCUUUCCAAACCUCUGAGCAAAGCUUUGGUAAGCCUCCUCAUUCUCGGGAAUAGAAUGUUGCAAUCAGAGAGAAUAGAUCUACCACUAUCUUUCAGCUAGCUGGAACGCCUCCUCCUUCAGGAAUUGUGUGGAAGUCUGGAUCGGCUAUCCAAUGCCACCAAUGCAGCUGCACAAACCACAGUCUUGCAAAAAAGGGGAAGCUUCAAUUUCCAGCUACAAGUGAUGGUCAAAUUCUCGCUUCUAACUUUCAACAUAUAAAUGGGGUCAUUUGAGGAUGCUCGCUUCCACAUUGGAAGAAUGGCAGGCACAUCUUGCAGAUGAAAAGCUGAUGUUAGUGGCCAGAUCAGCUCAACAGUAUAUCCU
Molecule: messenger RNA, 1676 nt
Organism: Petromyzon marinus (sea lamprey)
Lineage: Eukaryota; Metazoa; Chordata; Hyperoartia; Petromyzontiformes; Petromyzontidae
Source: RefSeq, a predicted model, not a curated record